This is a messenger RNA of Cotesia glomerata, 1004 nucleotides long. Its product is annotated as alpha- and gamma-adaptin-binding protein p34-like. The transcript is spliced from 6 exons. The coding region runs from base 128 to 946 and encodes 272 amino acids. The record is from RefSeq and is a predicted model, not a curated record. Lineage: Eukaryota; Metazoa; Arthropoda; Insecta; Hymenoptera; Braconidae.
AAGCGCUAGUGUCACUUUGUAUUGAUGCACUAUUUUUUUUGACAAUUACUUUCAAUAUUUUAGUAUCACUUGUACAUAAAUUCGUAAUAAAUACUAUAAUAGAAACAAAAACUUUUUUUUUAUAAAAAUGGACUUACCAAGAGUUCUUAUUGUGAGCACUGAAAGCGGUAAAGCAAGUGCGAUAGCUAAAGAUUUAGAUUCACAGCUAAUGGGUGGUGAUAACGAUAUUAAAUAUUUUUCUUGGAAUAUUGACAAUAAAUAUUAUUUAGCAAAAGUAGUAUUAUGUGCUACAGAGAAAUUACCAUUAGGAAUGCCAGUUGAUGGAGUCGAAGCAGUGAUACUUCAUUAUGAACCAAAGGGAGAAGAACCAUUACAUUUGGAACAAUACGUUUCACUGAUCCAGUCUCUUAGUGAGGCUGAUAUAUUUUUGCUGGCCUGCGAAGCUUUUCCUAAUGUACAUAGUAAAGAUCAAGUUAUUGAAUGGUGCCAUAUUCAUAAGUUUGAGUUAGUUGAAAUGAUAAAUUCUGAUGCAACGUCGGAUUCAAUGGAUAAUGACUUAGAACCUGAAAAAUUCGGUAUUGAAAGACUUAUUGAAGCAUUGCAUACUCAUACUUGGCCUAAUCGAAUAUUGAAAGGUAUUCCUAAUGGUAGAAUUUCAACAUCAACUGAGCCAGAUGUAAAUGAAAUAAAAGAUCAGCUAGAAAAUAUUCAACUAAAUGCUUCACGUAAUGGUACAGAUAAUUUAUUGAUGAACAGUGUACUAGAUGGUAUUAUGGGAGAAGAAAAUACAGAUUUUGGUGAAUUAUUUGGCCAACUAAUGGCUAUGAAAGAGCAUGCAGCUGCGUUAUCUCCAAGUAAUCGUCGAGCAGCGGCAGAACAACUUGUAACAGCAUUUUGGAAGGCAAUGGGUGGAGAUGCUUCCGAAAUUGAAGAUUUAGAUGAUUAAAUUUUCAUUUAAUGAUAUUAUUAAGUCGAUAAAAUAUGAAGUAUUAAUUGUACAAGUA